This is a messenger RNA of Suillus subalutaceus, 307 nucleotides long. RefSeq lists its product as uncharacterized. Lineage: Eukaryota; Fungi; Basidiomycota; Agaricomycetes; Boletales; Suillaceae. The record is from RefSeq and is a predicted model, not a curated record. The transcript is spliced from 2 exons. The coding region runs from base 143 to 307 and encodes 54 amino acids.
CUUCCGUCAUGCAUAUUGUACGGUUUCAAAAAAGCAUAUGCAUGAGUGUAUGUGAUUAAGUGGGGAGUCUGGUGACUGACCAUGCCUAUAAUCUUUCCUGGUGACAGACACCAGAUUACCUACUUUCCUUCCAAUUUUCAUAAUGGUAUCUAACAUUUUCCUCCGUCAGCAUCAAAGCACUAUCAUCCGUCCCUUGGAUCAAGUAUUUAAGGAAUACGUCGACUCGGACGGCAUUUUCGUACCAGAAGGCUCGGAAAACCUAAAGCUCUCUUUCGGAUCAAGAAGAAAAGGACCACGACAAGGAUGA